AUGCAUCUUGUCCUGUUCUACUUGCAAAAAUACUACAAAAAACUUCGUAGCAGAAGUCUUUCAAAUGGUGCAUCACCAAGAUUUAAUAGCAAAUCGCUGAGUGGAAGCUUGGUUUUUAAUGGGGGUGUGAGCCCAGUUAGUCCAGCUUGUGGAAUACCUGAUCAGUUCGAAUGGAAGUGGUACAAUCUGGAAUCACCCAGGCUGUCUGCUAGCCUCGGUACAAAUGAAUUUUCUUCAUUGCCUCUUGUCCUGCAAGCUACAAAGUCUGCAGAUUCACAGCUUUUAAAGGAACUCAUAGAGAAAGGUAACGCUAAUUGCUAAUUGAAUGCUAAACAAGAAAUUAUUUCGCCAUUGUUUACCUUCUAUGCAGAGUAAUGAAAACUUCAUGUUUACGUAGUACUUAACGAGUACGCUUUUAUUACAAAUGUUCGAAGUAUCAAAUAAAAUGAUCUUGAAAUAAAAACAGAAGUCAAGUGCAUUAGUAUCGUACAGUUCUUAGUCCUCGCCUUGUAAUUCAGCUAAUUUGCGUUUCAAUGAUCGGAGAUAUUGAUAAACUGGUCAUAUUUUCAUGAAUGACAGGUUGUCGUGACUACCCAUUUUCAUUACAGUGUCAAAACAGCCCCAGGAUUGCAAUUUGGUUAUGCCUAACUUUCCUCCAAUUCUGUGACCGACAUGGCAAACUUGUGCCUCUUGGACCAAUUAGAUACAAAACUGUUUUUCCACACCCUAAGCUGUUUGCUUACUCCCACUGUAAGAUCUCUUAGGCUUCUAGUGACGUUUCUCCUCAUUUUGAAUGACGGUUGAGUUGAUUAUAGUCAUGGCGCUCUAGACUCAUCCUAAGCUAAAUUUUUUUAUAACAAUUUCAUGAGCAACAAUUACGUCACUUCUUGCUUCACCCUAUUGUCAUAUGGGCCCUAGUCAGAUAUCUCCAGCCAAAGUCAGAUCAUUCCAUCAAAAAAGUUAGGUCACUGUUGAAGGAAAGUUUCUUUUUUCCAAACAGAAGUGAUCAUACCUGAUACACAAAACUACAACCAGCUGACUGUAUGUCACUGACCAUAUGUUACUUAAAAUAUGUUACAUUUAAGAUUCCGAAGUUGUCAAUCAAGUGGAUGGCUUAGGACGUAAUGCUGCAAUGUACUGUGUUCAUGGCAACACACCUGCCCAUACAGAGUGCCUGGAAGUACUGAUAAGAGCUGACUGUGAUCUGGAUCUCAAAGCAAAUGGUAUCAGAUAUAAACUGUAUAUAUUACAAAAACUACAGUAACUAUAAAUGUAACUUUUACACGAUUUAAAGUAAUUCUUAAAUUGACCUACAGUAGGUACACACCAGUGCUUGAUGUCUUCUUGCCCUCUUUUAACUUGUUUGCAUAUGAAAAGCAUAUUUUCAUGUACAAGUAUACUAUCUAGUAACUCUUGGGAGAGGAUUUUUUUGGGAUCAGUGAAACAUAAAUGAGAUUCCAAGGACCUUGAUGUUUGCCUUAGGAAUAUGUUGGGGUACCACCACUUGUUUUGGGUAUUUUUUUUUGUUAUUGGGAAAUGGGUAGGGUAUAAUUUAACUUGAUAUGUACUUUGUAUUUCCUAUCGUUCAAUUUUGGAGUACAUUUUAUUAAAAGAAGUGAUGUUUAUUAUUUCUAUUAUUAUUUUUUUUGUUGCACAGAUAACACAACAGCACUUCAUGUGGCUGCAUACAUCAAUAACACAGCUGCCCUGCCUCUUUUGCUUCGUAAUAAGGUGACUAUAAUGUUCUUCUCACAGGUCUGCUGGAACCUCUUACCAUUUCUAUUUGAUUUUUGAUUCACCCAAAUCCAGCACUAUGGGAAUGAUGGUGUUCUCCUCUUUGUAUAGGCUUCUCAUAAUGUUGAAGACAAUCAAGGCAGGACACCACUUCACUGGGCAGCAGCAAAUCCAUCAGAGGAUAAUUUAAAGGUAACAUAACAAACACAUUUAUAUCUCAAAAAUGGAAAUGUCUCCCUCUCUCAGCACACCCAAGGUACUUGGUCUGGCUGUGGCUGAAAAAAAGUAUUUAUGAAUGAUAAUGCAGGCUUCAGGAAGUCAAAAACAGUGUGUAUUUUCGACAGGCAGAUAUCCCUGUCCUAGGCCAGGUUGACAGGCCAAAAAAUGACACAUUAAGACCUGAAAAGGGUCCACUUGAGCACAGGGUCACUUUUUUUUUAAAGUUGAAAAUAAAGGUAAGGGCUUAAUAAGACUGGAGUUAUGACUUGCUGUCUCCCUACACAGGUUUAGCAGCUACAAGUGAUAUCUAUCAUUUGAAAGGUUUAAAAUGACCCUUUUUAUAGUUGGCUGCUGGUGGCAUAAUAGGUGAUUUCAGUUGUGAGGAGUUCAUUCAAACAUCAUUUGAAAUAAAUUCAGAAGAAAGAAAAAAGUGAAGAUGGCUGUUGGCUUUAAUUUAAAAAGUUGAUUUUCUGAUCUUUGAUUAGCUAGGGAGUAGGAUGUAACUAUAAAGAGCUUAUGUUUGAGAAUGAUCCAUUUUUAUUUCUUUACAGUUAUUACUUCAGGUUGGAGGGAAGUUGGAUGCUGCAGACAGUGAAGGUUUAACCCCAGCCAUGUGGGCAUGUUACUUUGACCAGCUUCGCAAUCUACAGAUGUUACAAAAUGCACUGGCAAGAACUGAUCCUGAAGAAGAUGCAAUCUUCAGAGAUACAGACUGUUAUGGUCAGUCUGUGAUUCACUGGGCUGUCAAAGGCGUGGGAUCUUUGGAGUGUCUAAAGGUAAAUGAAAGUAUCUGUGUUCAUUGUUUGACUUGUUGUUUUAAAAUGCAGUUAUCUAAUUAUGCAGAUGGCUUUACCACUAUAAAAGACUGCUGUAUAUUUUGAGCUAGGCAGCAUUUCAGAACAUUGAACUAUUAAGUUGUUGACAAAACUUUGACCUAUAAUCUCUCAAGAAUGAUUGCUGUCGACAUCAAUCUAUAGUCUGAGAUAAUCAUUUCAUAUGUUAGCUGUCACAAAUGACUGUCAGUUAAUUGUAAUAGAUAACCAAAGCCCUCAUUGAUUGCCACUUUAAUAAUUGCCUACAUUAGUUAUUGUUCUUCAAUUUAUUGAUCCAUAAUUUUUUUUAUAAAAUAUCUAGGCUCUAUUAACCCCUCAGUCUGCAGUUCUAAGGGACAAUGAAGGCAAAACAGUAUUACACACAGCAGCAGAAAAAGGCAAGGAUUACACCUGUUUGAGUCCAUGUAUGAAAUGAAAUAAUAUUACACGAGGCUUGUGUCAUGUACUCUCACAGUGUUCUCCCUUAUUUUAAGCAUGACAGGUUAAAUAAAUUUUCAAACUGGUAAAGCAAUCCUUUUACCUGUUGAAUUUCAAGAAUUCCUAGCAAUUUUAAAUGGUAAUAAGAGGUACCACAGGUGGUAAAUGUUACUGGUUACUGCCUGAAAAGGACUCUCAACUCUCAUAAGUUGAAUUUCAUCAUUCUAAUUAACCUGCCUUUUUAAUUUGUGUCAUUUUGAUAAUUCUUCAGCAGACUAUAUCCAUAAGUUAUAAUUUCUUUACUUUAUAUGAAGAUCUAGUAAUUCUCAUGAUAAUAUUUAAAAAAAUACUGAAUAGGUAACCUGAACGAAAAGCCCUAUGGUUUCUUUUCAGUCUGCUUGGUCACAUAAUUGCUUAAAAAUAAAUGGAAAUGAUAUAGAUAUUUAUGAAUGGGUCAUUUUACAGUUGUGUACUCAGUUGUCAAGCCUUUGAUUUGGAGUGAGGCUAAAGGUGGUCUUGCUGUGAUAGGGACCAGUACCUAGUUAGCAUAACAACAAGGUAAUUUACCUUUGAAAGUAGCAAGGUUUGUAUAAUAACAAGGUCAUCCUUAGCUUCACUCUUGUUAAAAGGCCUGGCAACCUGAAGUACACAACUGUAAAAUGGACUAUUGGAUUUUAAUAUGGAAAAUGUUGAACUAUUUGGUAUAGUAAAUGGUGCAAGUUUUAGCAUUUAAGGCAGCUACAAAGCUACCUAAUCCUUCACUAUUUUCAAAAUGUUGACUUGCAUGAUGAUGCUAUGUUUAAUAAUUAAAUAUAAAUUAUUUGACACUCCUUGGCAGGGAUUGCAGCCGCUUGUGAGAUGAUUCUUAAAGUGAGAGGAAACUUGGAAGGACUAAAGGAUACAGAUAACUCAAAAAGAACUGCAGCUCAUCUUGCUGCUAUCUGUGGACAAGCAGAAGUUGUGAACUUUCUCCUUGAAAGAGGAGGUAAGGAAAUCUGUAGGACUGUCAAUUAUCAUCAACAUUGUCAUCACCCAUCAUGGCAGUAACCAAAUAAGGUCAUAUAUCCUCUCCCAAGGCUUCUCUUGCUACUUUUGCAGUGCCCCCAUUUCACUAUUUAGUGCUUCUCGUCCCUCCCCUCCCUCUUUGCUUCCAAAGGUCAUUGUUAGCCUUUCUAGUGUACUUUUGAUUGUGAUGGCCAUGUUUUGAUAGUGGCAGUAUCAUUAGCAGUGUCACUGAAGUUAUUAUAAGUUCGUAUUAAAGCUGAUAAAAGGAAAGGGAAAUGCUGGAAUGGCAGACAAGAACAAAGAAUUGUGUCAGCUCAAGACUGACAACACUUCAAAUUUCAUUUUGCAGGAGACCUCCUGGUAAGAGAUUGUUUUGGUGCAACUGCAGUUGAUUACAUCCACAACAAACAGCUCAAUUAUUGUAGAAUGGUGAUCAGAGCUCAUUCUCAACACAAUGACAAGCACACAGGAAAGGCUGCCUUUGUAUCAACACCAUCUAGUCUUGACAGGUAACUUACUUAAUUAAAAAGGAUUCAUUGACUGAAUGAGUCAAACUAAAAGUGAAACAAACUGAAGUGAAUUUUGAUGCUAUAUUUACUUCACCUUGUGUUUCAAUGGGAGUAUGUCUCCUAUAGUAUCCCUGGUAACUAACUCUAGAAAAUAUUACAAAUGAAAUGGAUUAUUUAUUUAGUAAGAUUAAACAUAUAUAAACUAUAGGUAUGUGAUAUAAGAAGAUGCUUUUUCAUUGAAACCAGGAAAUCUACAGUUGUUCUUGGACGCAAAUUUGUCAUAUGCGCUAUCAAUAUUAAAAUAAUGAAAUUAUUCAGUAGAAAGUUAGUAAGAGAAAUUAAUCAUCAAAUGAACAAGGUGUUAACCAGAUUUCAUGAAAUAAGAACUUAUUCCUUUUAUAGUCAAAAUGUGGAUCCUGUAAACUCAUGGCAGCCUCCGUCUACAGAUGAAGCAGCUGCAACAGCAGAAGAACCUCACAAGGCAUCUGUUGGUGCGGAGAACUGUGAUGUGUCUGACCUUCAUGGUUUUGAUGUACAGGGGGAGUCAGGGCACCUUGGGGAUUCAGCAAUGAAUGAGGCAAGUCAUGAAGAAAAAGAAAAAUUUUCAGAUCAUGAUGCCAAGGCCUUAGACAAAGCAGACAACAGGGUAGAGCAGAGUAGGCCAUCAAACCCAAAACGGCGUCAGAGUACACUUACAAGGCAAAGCAAAUUUCAUCAUGAUGGUGAUUCAAGACACUUAAUGGAUGAAGCUGCAAGUUUUGACCUGAGGACUGGGGAUGGAGAUAUUUUAGUUGUAGUCAGUAACCUUGACACUGAAGAUCAGCAAGAGGAAAUUAUUGACAUGGAAGAUGGAGAUAUAGAGAUUGACUGUGAGGAAAAGUUGGAAUAUUCCAGUGCACGCUUGCAGCAAGGACGUGGCAGUGCGUCAAGUGUACACAGUGAACCUGAUAAUGCUGAUAAUUGCAGUGUUAGUGUUGGACUUAGUGUGUCAAGUCUUGGCAGUGAUAAUGAGGACAUAGUUCAUGGUGAUGACUUAACAGACUACCCAGAUGGAGACAAGGAGAAAAAAAAAUGGCAGGAAGAUACUUGUGAUUCUCAACCUCAGGUAAAUUGGUACACAUUGUUAAUGAUUUGAUUGUAUUUAUGUCCUGUAGUUCAUUGCUAUUUUCCUUAUCAUAAUGGGUGGUGGCUUGACAACCACUGACUGUAAGUCAAAUAAAAGGAGUUUUAAUGACAUAGUGUAUUUGAUGUUAAGAUUGUUUGGCAGUUCUUUGCAGAAUCUCACAAGAAUACAGAAAAAACUGUUACACCUCCAAAGUAUCCAUCAAAACUGGUGCAGCUAAAUUAUGUUCAAGCAGAAAACACCCGUAUCAUUACCACUCACAACAAUACUGAAGGUGAUCAAGAAAAUCGUGCUGUAUGUUUGAAGAAAAAAAAGGACAAAGCUAAAAAGAAGAAACAGAAAGGACAAUUAGAGCUGUCAUCACCCCUCCCUCCUCCUAGAGCCAAUGUUCCACCCCUUAAUCCUGUUAGUUUGGGACCCCUUGGUGUCACCAAAUUAGGUGCUUUAGAUCUUCAUGGGAAAAGGCCAGUUCCUUGGGAGCAUGUAAACUUAGGGCCUUGGAGGCAUGCUCCUCCUGAGGUAUCACCAACCAGCCCCCGGAUGGGAAGAUGUCCAGAGGGCCAAGCUCUUGAAAGUGCUUUUGAAAGACCAAGAACACCUGAGCCACCUCAAAGUCCACGUGACAUGACACCACAUCAUGUACCUCAACCAUAUCCUCCUGGGUCUAUGCGAGGAAAUCAAGAUGCUCCCUUGAGAGGGUCCUUGGAGGGAGUGUUACAUGAGAGGGAAAUGAACUACGGCCCUCCUGGUCCAUUGUUUGGACCUCUGGCACGUACCAAUGGUCAAGCACCUCUCAGAAACAUGGUGAGUAAAAGCAAUAGACUUCUGUCUUUGAAGCCUCUGAGGUCAAUAACAAUAAUCUUGGUCACAAGCACUUUUAAGAACAUUUGCUAAGAAGUCUGCAAUGAGAGGGAUGUAUAGUUAUCAUUGAAUGACCACUGAUAAAGCUAAACAGAACUAGUGUAUUGUGAAAAGUUUUGUAUUGAUAGGUUUGUAUCUACUGAGUAAAUUUUCUCCAGGUAAGCUUGCUUUUGUCUUGUUUCAUUGACCACAUUUCCUUGGAAUAAUUUUAGGACAUAAUGGGCAGAGGUCCAAAGAUGGAAUCUGGUGCAGACUUGAACAUGGGUGGAGUCAUACACCAUGGACCCCCUGGACAGCAGACUUAUUCUCUGCAUGGGCCCAUUCCACAUCCUCCACAGCAUUAAUUAGAAGCCUGAGUACCAGGACAUAAACUUUUACAACCUAACAUCAGCAUAUUCACCUAUUCUCAAAGCAUUUCUUAUGAUAGUGGCAAGGCAAAUUUUUUAACUUUUUAGUUUUCUUUCUUUUCCUUUAUUCUCAUGGCCAUGAUGUGUGAUUGAACAGUCCUAAUGUAAAGAGACUUUAGAUACUUGUUAUUCUUAUAAGUGAAAAGGUUAAAGAAGAGAACUAUAGUGCAUAAACUAUUGUUUGUAAGCUAUGGUGCAGUUUAAGCUAAUUUUCUGUAGAUUUGGCUUCAAAAUGGUUUCUUGUUUCAGUGAGAAUGAGAUUUUAAAUGGUCAAUGUGGUGUUACCUUUCACAUACGAAUCAAUGCUGACAGGUAGAAAAUAAACUGAGAACCAGUUUUUGAUGAAUGUUUAAUCUCUGAUGGUUUGGUUUUCUUGAGUCAAACUCCAAAUUCAGGUAGAACUAUUUAUUUCCAUUUCAAAAAUAUUUUGGUUUCUUUAAGAAAAUAACAGUUUCAGAAUAUCACUAGUUAUUUAUUUGAGUGAGGACUGUUCAGUUCUAGAUACCAUCAGCUUGUUCUAAGUUAUUAAGUAUUUAAAAUAUCAAGGUGAAACUUUAUUUAUCAUAUUUACAUUGUAAAAAAUAUUUUGUUAUCUUACAUUCCCCUAUAUGGCAUAAUGUAAAUAUAAACACACAUCUGUAUAAAUGCAAUCAUUUUGUUAGACAUAUUGUUUAGGUCAAACUAGAAAUGUACAAAAAUCACAUUCGGAGAAAGUGAUUAUCUUUUCUAUUCAUUUGAAAAGUUAGGAUUAAUGGUAGGCAUUCAAACAAUUUUUACCUUAUUUUCUCUUUUUUUCUUACCUCAAGGAAAGUAAACACAAUUGAGGAACUUUUUUGUAACAUUUUGAGCCAAUUUUUUAUAGGAAUAACUUACUUUCAGCUUGAAGUGAAACCUUGAGGUCAACAUAUCGAGUUAAAGGAUCAAUGUCAGUAUCUAGGCAACUAUGCUCCCACCUUCCCUAACUAAACCAACAAAAUUCAACCAAUAUGAAUUUAGGACAAAUUAUGGAUUUGGGGAGGGGUAGAUGUGCAUUAACUCGGAUAUGAACUCUAAUCCAUGUAUGUUUCAAGACAGGGAAUAUUAGAGAAGUAAGGCCAAAUUUUUUAAUUGACAUUGCUCCUAAACAAAUAUUAGUGUCAAGUAUAAAUACUUAACACUCCUAAAAACCUCUCUAGAUGUAGUUAUAUUAAUUAAAAAUACUGAAAAGAUUCAGUCUAUGGUUUGUUUGCCAUUGCCAUGCUUUCAUGCACCAGG
Molecule: messenger RNA, 8362 nt
Organism: Pocillopora meandrina
Lineage: Eukaryota; Metazoa; Cnidaria; Anthozoa; Scleractinia; Pocilloporidae
Source: the annotation of a GenBank genome assembly